AUGGUGGCGGCGUACUAUAUACCGCCUCAGCCCGACACCGACACCGACACCACCAUGCCGCUACCAUACACCGCCAGCCCUCUCAAACUGUUGGCAGCUGAUAUACUGCUUUGUCUCUCGAGUAUCCGGUAUCUACCAAAUAUUGUCCGUCCACUGCGACCAUGCAGAUCUGGAAAACUAGACGAGCUGUAUCCAUCUUGGGGCAACAUCACCGCCCUCGCUAUACAUGGCGUGUUGAUCGUCUACCAGCUCGCCUUUAUUCUAUCGCUACCUGCUUUAUUCUUUUUCCCAGUUUAUACCAGUAUGAUUUACACUGCUGCGGCACUGGUGAUCAACAAAAGUAUUUGCAUGAUUUUAAAUGGCAGUCGCCGAUUUUUGGUUUCCCAGGUCCCAGUCGACCCUUGCUCGCAGCAUGGAUCGGAACACUGGGUUUUUAUUAACGGAGUCGGUGUUGGACAACACUGGCUGCAAAGUAAUCUCGACCGACUGUCGCUCACUUUUGGGCGCAAAGUCACUGGAGUUCAUAAUGACACAACUGGGAUUAUCUUUGAUAUAAUUCAAUGUCUCAUUCAGCGAUGCUUUUGUUAUGCCACUGACCAUGUCCGUGAUGCACACGUUCUUGUCAAGGAGGCGCUGCUAAGCCCUGAAUACCGUAAGGUGAUUUUGAUACUUCAUAGUCAAGGCGCUGUCGAAGGCGGGCUUAUCAUUGACUGGCUAUUCGACGAACUGGACCAGAGUGCGUUAGACAAACUUGAAAUAUAUACGUUCGGAAACGCCGCGAAUCAUUGGAAUAACCCUAUCAGAACCUUAUUGCCAGGUCUGAGCAAUGCGCUCGAGAGGCGUAUUCGCUACAUUGAGCACUAUGUCAAUUCUAAAGAUUUUGUCGCCAUUUGGGGGAUUUUGCAUUUUAUAAAAUUACCAUACCGUUAUCGGGGAACCAUUUUUAUUCGUGACGGCUGCGGCCAUCAAUUGAACCAGCAUUAUCUUGACACCAUGUUUCCUUUGAGUCUGAAUGGAGGAAAAGUCUUGGAAGAGAAUGAUUUUGUGGGACAAGAAGUCGAGUUGAUCAGCUGGGAGAAGCUGGACGGCGUCGAAAAGGAUCCCAAUAGUGCUAAUAAUGCGGAAAGUGCUGCUGGGAUUAUCACGCAAAGCGGAGGCUGUCAGAACGACAUGCCGACCGAUGGAAACAGGCUAAAGCUGAAGAGUUAUAGUCGUUUGUGGCAAUACCGAAACGGAGGGUCCCCUCCUGAUUGA
This is a messenger RNA of Talaromyces proteolyticus, 1254 nucleotides long. RefSeq lists its product as uncharacterized. The transcript is spliced from 3 exons. NCBI's taxonomy places the organism in Eukaryota, Fungi, Ascomycota, Eurotiomycetes, Eurotiales, Trichocomaceae. Bases 1 to 1254 code for a protein of 417 amino acids. The record is from RefSeq and is a predicted model, not a curated record.